Symbiodinium sp. CCMP2456 is the source of this 201-nucleotide messenger RNA. NCBI's taxonomy places the organism in Eukaryota, Dinophyceae, Suessiales, Symbiodiniaceae. The record is from the annotation of a GenBank genome assembly.
GCCUCUGCUCCGAGCCUGCCUCCGGGCGAGGCCCAGGACGGCAAGGCCGAAGAAGCCGAUGAGGACUCGCCCCUGGGAGCUGGUGCGGUUCACGUUUCUGCAUCAGGAGCUUUGCUGAACUUCUUCGACACCUCGGAGGAUGCCGCCGCUCUCGAAGCAAAGCGCCAACGCGUGGCGCGGCAGAUCGAGCGACGACGACAG